Molecule: messenger RNA, 8030 nt
Organism: Rattus norvegicus (Norway rat)
Lineage: Eukaryota; Metazoa; Chordata; Mammalia; Rodentia; Muridae
Gene: Ros1
Product: ROS proto-oncogene 1, receptor tyrosine kinase
Biological process (GO): regulation of intracellular signal transduction
Cellular component (GO): plasma membrane
Molecular function (GO): protein kinase activity; transmembrane receptor protein tyrosine kinase activity; protein tyrosine kinase activity
Source: RefSeq, a predicted model, not a curated record
AAAAAAAAAAGUGUUUGGUUUGAAAGUAUUCCUAUUUUCUUCUCUAACUCACUGCUUACUGUUAAGACUUCCAGUUUUUAAAAUAGUUAUGAGAUACGGUUUGCUAAGCAAACCCAACUUCCUGCAUAGCUCAGCCAACCUCAAAGAAGUGCGGUGGCUGGCCGACCUGAGUGUUCUGCGUCAGGACUGUGUGGACUGGCUCGCUGGAAAGCAAUCUAAGUUCCUACUGCUUAUUUUGCAUGUGGAGAGCUCUUCCACGAUCUAGCCUUUAGCCAGGGAACGUCUUUCAUUAUGGGAGUAAAAGGAAGCUAAACUAUAAAAUAGUCUUGCUGCGAUGUUCUGGGCUAUCUGAGAUCCAAAGGUCUAAACCGGUUUCAAUAAGAGAGUACGAUAUUCUAACAUCGCAAAAGAAAACAGAUAACCCACCAAGCUCACUUGCAACCGAAGUAUGAAGCCUAAAGAAUUGUUAAAGCAACAUGGAGACAUGAGGACGCCAGCCGUGUAGGAAGCUGGCCUUCCUGAGGGAUGAAGAGGAUCCGCUGGCUCACCCCAAAACCUGCGACCUUUGUGGUCCUUGGGUGCGUAUGGAUUUCCGUGGCGCAGGGUACCAUUCUGAGCAGCUGCCUAACGUCCUGUGUAACUAACUUGGGCAGGCAGCUUGACAGCGGCACCCGGUACAAUCUGAGUGAGGCAUGCAUCCAAGGAUGUCAGUUUUGGAACUCUAUAGAUCAGGAGAAGUGUGCUUUGAAGUGUAAUGAUACAUAUGUCACCAUUUGUGAGAGGGAGUCCUGUGAGGUCGGCUGCAGCAACGCGGAGGGUAGCUACGAAGAGGAAGUGCUGGACAACACAGAGCUUCCUACAGCACCCUUCGCAUCUUCCAUUGGAAGUAACGGGGUGACAUUACGAUGGAACCCUGCCAACAUCUCUGGAGUAAAAUACAUCAUUCAGUGGAAAUAUGCCCAACUUCCGGGAAGCUGGGCUUACACAGAAACUGUGUCUAAGCUCUCAUACAUGGUGGAACCCCUGCAUCCAUUUACUGAAUAUAUUUUUCGAGUGGUUUGGAUUUUCACAGCCCAGCUGCACCUUUAUUCCCCGCCAAGUCCCAGUUACAGGACUCAUCCUUAUGGAGUUCCAGAAACUGCGCCUUUCAUCACGAACAUCGAAAGCUCGAGCCCUGACACUGUGGAGGUCAGCUGGGCUCCACCCUAUUUCCCAGGUGGACCUAUUUUGGGUUAUAAUUUAAGGCUGAUCAGUAAAACUCAAAAAUUAGAUUCAGGGACACAGAGAACCAGUUUCCAGUUUUAUUCUACUCUUCCAAACACCACUUACAGGUUUUCUAUCGCAGCAGUCAAUGAAGUCGGUGAGGGGCCAGAAGCAGAAUCUAUGAUUACCACUCCAUCCCCAGCAGUUCAAGAAGAAGAACAAUGGCUCUUUUUAUCCAGAAAAACUUCUCUAAGAAAGAGGUCUUUGAAGUACUUAGUAGACGAAGCACAUUGCCUUUGGUCAGAUGCUAUACGUCAUAAUAUUACAGGAAUAUCAGUCAACACUCAGCAGGAAGUGGUUUAUUUCUCAGAAGGAACCAUCAUAUGGAUGAAGGGGGCUGCUAACAUGUCUGAUGUGUCUGACCUGAGGAUCUUUUAUCGAGGCUCAGCUCUAGUCUCUUCUAUCUCUGUAGACUGGCUUUACCAAAGGAUGUAUUUCAUCAUGGAUAAUCGGGUGCAUGUCUGUGACUUAAAGCAUUGCUCAAAUCUUGAGGAAAUCACUCCAUUCUCUAUUGUUGCACCUCAAAAAGUUGUGGUUGAUUCCUACAAUGGGUAUGUCUUUUAUCUCCUAAGAGACGGCAUUUAUAGAGUCCAUCUUCCUUUGCCGUCUGUCAGGGACACCAAAGCUGUGCGUAUUGUGGAGAGUGGCACAUUAAAGGACUUCGCAGUAAAGCCGCAGUCCAAGCGAAUCAUUUACUUCAAUGGCACCAUGCAAGUCUUCAUGUCGACAUUUCUGGAUGGCUCGGCAUUCCACAGGGUUCUGCCGUGGGUCCCCCUUGCGGAUGUGAAGAGCUUUGCUUGUGAAAACAAUGACUUCCUCAUCACAGAUGGCAAGGCCAUUUUCCAACAGGACUCUCUGUCUUUCAAUGAGUUCAUCGUGGGAUGUGACCUGAGUCACAUAGAAGAAUUUGGGUUUGGUAACUUGGUCAUCUUUGGCUCCUCCGUCCAGUCGUACCCUCUGCCAGGCCAUCCACAGGAGGUCUCGGUGCUGUUUGGUUCUCGAGAGGCCCUUAUUCAGUGGAAGCCUCCGAUUCUCGCCAUAGGAGCCAGUCCUUCCGCCUGGCAGAACUGGACUUAUGAGGUCAAAGUUUCCUCCCAGGACAUUCUGGAAACCACUCAAGUUUUCUUGAACAUAAGCAGGACUGUGCUGAAUGUACCCAAGCUGCAAAGUUCUACAAAGUACAUGGUGUCUGUGCGAGCAAGUUCUCCUAAAGGCCCAGGCCCAUGGUCAGAACCCUCAGUGGGUACUACCUUGGUACCAGCCACUGAGCCACCGUUCAUCAUGGCUGUGAAAGAAGAUGGGCUUUGGAGCAAACCACUCAGUAGUUUUGGCCCAGGAGAGUUCCUAUCCUCUGACGUAGGAAACGUGUCAGAUAUGGAUUGGUAUAACAACAGCCUCUACUACAGUGACACAAAAGGCAAUGUGUAUGUGCGGCCUCUGAAUGGGAUGGAUAUCUCGGAGAAUUACCACAUAUCCAGCAUUGCAGGAGCUUGUGCCUUGGCCUUUGAAUGGCUGGGUCACUUUCUCUACUGGGCUGGGAAGACAUAUGUGAUUCAAAGGCAGUCUGUGUUAACGGGACACACAGACAUUGUGACUCACGUGAAGCUGUUGGUGAAUGACAUGGCCGUGGAUCCAGUUGGUGGCUAUCUGUACUGGACGACGCUCUACUCGGUUGAAAGCACCAGACUCAAUGGAGAAAGUUCUCUUGUACUACAGGCUCAGCCCUGGCUCUCUGGAAAAAAGGUUAUUGCUCUAACAUUAGACCUCAGCGAUGGGCUCCUGUACUGGCUGGUGCAGGACAAUCAGUGUAUUCACCUGUACACGGCUGUUCUCCGGGGAUGGAGUGGUGCGGAUGCUACCAUCACCGAGUUUGCAGCCUGGAGUACUUCUGAAAUUUCCCAGAAUGCACUGAUGUACUACAGCGGUAGACUCUUCUGGAUCAAUGGCUUUAGGAUCAUCACAGCACAGGAAAUAGGUCAGAGAACCAGCGUGUCUGUUUCUGAGCCAGGGAAAUUCAAUCAGUUUACGAUCAUACAGACAUCCCUCAAGCCUCUGCCAGGGAACUUUUCCUCUACUCCCACGGUUAUCCCAGAUUCUGUUCAGGAGUCCUCAUUUCGAAUUGAAGGACACACUUCAAGUUUCCGAAUCCUGUGGAAUGAGCCCCCUGCGGUGGACUGGGGCAUAGUUUUCUACAGUGUGGAAUUUAGUGCUCAUUCUAAGUUCCUGGCUAUUGAACAACAGUCUUUACCUGUUUUUACUGUGGAAGGACUGGAGCCCUAUGCCUUAUUUAAUCUUUCUGUCACUCCUUAUACCUAUUGGGGAAAAGGUCAAAAAACAUCUCUAUCAUUUCGAGCGCCUGAAUCAGUUCCGUCAGCACCAGAGAACCCCAGAAUAUUUAUAUUGUCACUUGGAAGAUACACCAGGAAGAAUGAAGUCGUGGUAGAGUUUAGGUGGAAUAAACCUAAGCAUGAAAAUGGAGUGCUAACCAAAUCUGAAAUCUUCUACCACAUAUCUAAACAAAGUGGCACAAAUAAAUCAACGGAAGACUGGGUAUCUGUCAGCGUUACACCGCCGGUGAUGUCUUUUCAACUUGAAGCCAUGAGUCCUGGGUAUAUUGUUUCCUUCCAGGUUCGAGUCUUCACCUCCAAAGGGCCAGGACCAUUUUCUGAUAUAGUGAUGUCUAAAACAUCAGAAAUCAAGCCAUGUCCAUAUCUCAUAUCUCUUCUUGGCAAUAAGAUUGAGUUCUUAGACAUGGACCAAAAUCAAGUUGUGUGGACAUUUUCCCUGGAGGGAGCCGUCAGCACAGUGGGGUACACAGCGGAUGAUGAAAUGGGGUAUUUCGCUCAAGGAGAUGCACUCUUCCUUCUGAAUUUGCACAAUCAUUCCAGCUCCAAGCUUUUCCAGGACGUGCUGGCUUCUGACAUUGCGGUUAUUGCUGUUGACUGGAUCGCAAGGCACCUCUACUUUGCUCUGAAAGCAUCGCAAGAUGGAACACAGAUAUUCGAUGUUGACCUUGAACACAAGGUGAAAUCCCCCAGGGAGGUGAAGAUUUGCAAAAGCCAUACAGCAAUAAUUUCUUUCUCUAUGUAUCCCCUCUUAAGUCGCCUGUAUUGGACAGAAGUUUCAGAUCUGGGCUACCAGAUGUUCUACUGCAAUAUUAGCAGUCACACCUUGCAUCACGUUCUACAACCCAAGGCCUCAAACCAGCAUGGAAGGAGACAGUGUUCUUGUAAUGUGACAGAAUCCGAGUUAAGUGGGGCAAUGACUGUGGACACCUCUGAUCCAGACAGACCUUGGAUAUACUUUACCAAACAGCAAGAGAUCUGGGCCAUGGAUCUGGAAGGAUGUCAGUGUUGGAAAGUCAUCAUGGUACCUGCUACCCCUGCAGGAAAAAGAAUCAUUAGUUUAACAGUGGAUGGGGAGUUUAUAUAUUGGAUCACAACAAUGAAGGACGACACAGAAAUUUAUCAAGCAAAGAAGGGAAGUGGGGCCAUCCUCUCCCAGGUGAAGGCCCCCAGGAGUAAGCAUAUCUUGGCUUACAGUUCAGCUCUGCAACCUUUUCCAGAUAAAGCAUAUCUGUCUGUAGCUUCCAAUAUGGUAGAAGCAAGUAUAUUGAAUGCCACCAACACCAGCCUCAUUCUCAAGUUACCUCCAGUCAAGACAAACCUCACGUGGCAUGGAAUUACCACUCCCACGUCAACAUACCUGGUUUACUAUAUGGAGGCUAAUAGGGCAAACAGCUCUGACAGGAAACACAACAUGUUGGAAUCACAGGAGAAUGUAGCCCGGAUUGAAGGUCUGCAGCCAUUUUCAACAUACGUGAUUCAGAUAGCUGUGAAGAACUAUUAUUCUGAUCCUUUAGAACAUCUCUCUCUGGGAAAAGAGAUUCAAGGAAAAACUAAAAGUGGAGUGCCCGGGGCAGUUUGUCAUAUCAAUGCAACUGUGCUGUCGGACACCAGUCUUCUUGUAUUCUGGACAGAAUCGCAUAAACCAAACGGACCCAAAGAGUUAGUCCGCUAUCAGUUGGUUAUGUCAUACCUGGCUCCGAUUCCUGAGACUCCUCUAAGACAGGACGAAUUUCCAAGCGCCAGGCUUUCUCUACUUGUCACUAAACUCUCUGGUGGACAACAAUAUGUGCUGAAGAUCCUUGCCUGCCACUCAGAGGAAAUGUGGUGUACUGAGAGUCAUCCUGUCAGUGUCAACAUGUUUGACACACCGGAGAAACCUUCUGCCUUGGUUCCAGAGAACACUAGUCUGCUGUUGGAUUGGAAGGCUCCGUCUAACGCUAACCUCACCAGAUUUUGGUUUGAACUCCAGAAGUGGAAGUAUAGUGAGUUUUACCAUGUCAAGGCUUCAUGCAGCCAAGGUCCAGUUUAUGUCUGUAACAUCGCAAAUCUGCAGCCUUACACUCCUUAUAACAUCCGAGUGGUGGUGGUCUAUACGACAGGAGAAAAUAGCUCCUCGAUUCCCGAGAGCUUCAAGACAAAAGCUGGAGUCCCAAGCAAACCAGGGAUUCCUAAGUUACUAGAAGGGAGUAAAAAUUCAAUCCAGUGGGAAAAAGCCGAAGAUAACGGGAACAGAUUGAUGUACUACACCCUGGAGGUCAGAAAAAGCAUUUCAAAUGACUCACGGGACCAGAGUUUAAGGUGGACGGCGGUGUUUAAUGGGUCCUGCAGUAGCAUUUGCACAUGGAGGUCAAAAAACCUAAAAGGAACUUUCCAGUUCAGAGCAGUAGCGUCAAAUGCUAUUGGAUUUGGAGAAUACAGUGAAAUCAGUGAAGAUAUUACAUUAGUGGAAGAUGGUUUUUGGAUAACAGAAACAAGUUUUAUACUUACUAUCAUAGUUGGGAUAUUUCUGGUUGCCACAGUCCCACUGACCUUUGUCUGGCAUAGAAGCUUGAAAAACCACAAAGCUACCAAGGAAGGCCUCUCAGUUCUCAACGACAAUGACCAAGAGUUGGCUGAGCUUCGAGGACUGGCGGCUGGAGUGGGCCUGGCCAAUGCCUGCUAUGCAGUACAUACUCUUCCAACCCAAGAGGAGAUUGAAAGUCUUCCCGCCUUCCCUCGGGAGAAGCUGAGCCUGCGCCUUCUGUUGGGAAGUGGAGCUUUUGGAGAAGUGUACGAGGGCACAGCUGUAGACAUCCUAGGACGGGGAAGUGGAGAAAUCAAGGUGGCCGUGAAGACCCUGAAGAAAGGUUCGACAGACCAGGAGAAGAUCGAGUUCCUGAAGGAGGCACACCUGAUGAGCAAGUUUAAUCACCCCAACAUUCUGAAGCAGCUGGGAGUCUGUCUGCUGAGUGAACCCCAGUACAUUAUCCUGGAACUGAUGGAAGGGGGAGACCUUCUAAGCUAUCUGCGCAAAGCCCGAGGGACAACGUUGUCUGGCCCUUUACUCACAUUGGCUGACCUGGUAGAGCUGUGUGUAGAUAUUUCAAAAGGCUGCGUCUACUUGGAGCAGAUGCACUUCAUUCACAGGGAUCUGGCAGCUCGGAAUUGCCUUGUGUCUGUGAAAGACUAUACCAGUCCUCGGGUAGUCAAGAUCGGUGACUUUGGUUUGGCAAGGGAAAUCUAUAAGCAUGAUUAUUAUAGAAAGAGAGGGGAAGGCCUGCUUCCUGUCCGGUGGAUGGCUCCUGAAAACUUGAUGGAUGGAAUCUUCACUUCCCAGUCUGAUGUAUGGUCUUUUGGAAUUUUGGUUUGGGAGAUUUUAACUCUUGGUCAUCAACCUUAUCCAGCGCAUUCCAACCUUGAUGUUUUAAACUAUGUGCAAGCAGGAGGGAGACUGGAGCCACCGAGAAACUGUCCUGAUGAUCUGUGGAAUUUAAUGUUCCGAUGUUGGGCCCAAGAACCUGACCAAAGACCCACUUUCUAUAACAUUCAAGACCAGCUUCAGUUAUUCAGAAAUGUUUCCUUAAACAAUGUUUCUCACUGUGGACAAGCAGCUCCUGCUGGUGGAGUCAUCAACAAAGGCUUUGAAGGUGAAGACAAUGAAAUGGCCACUUUGAAUUCAGAUGACACGAUGCCAGUUGCCUUGAUGGAAACCAGGAACCAAGAAGGAUUAAAUUAUAUGGUACUUGCCACAAAGUGUAGCCAAAGUGAGGAUCGUUAUGAGGGUCCUCUAGGCUCUAAGGAAUCUGGGUUGCAUGAUCUGAAGAAAGACGAGAGGCAACCAGCAGACAAAGAUUUCUGCCAGCAACCACAGGUGGCUUAUGGCUCUCCUGGCCACUCUGAAGGCCUGAACUAUGCCUGUCUUGCUCACAGUGGACAUGGAGAUGUGUCUGAAUAAUAGUAUCUCAUAGGAAACAUAGCACUGAGAUGAACACUGUAUUAAGUUAAAAAGAAGAAAGGUGGGGUGGCAGUCUAGACUCUGAACUGACACAGCCAAGUUCCAAAGUUCUGAUCUUGGUUCCAAGAGCCAUUAUGUUUCAUUCAGCAUUCUCUUUACCAGUGACGUAACCUUCAGUGGAUUAUCAGAGGAACCUGUGUGUGUGCGGAAAUCCCAGGACAAAUCCUAAGUCUGGGAAGAAAACAUCACUGUCUCUCUCCUCUGAAGCCCUUUACUUCAGAGCAUUGCCUGCCCUGGCAAUCUUACUAGGUUCAUGCAAGGAUGUGAGUGGGGGAGGGGCCGGAGUCUGCUGAGGACCACCUGAACUACAGAUUACCUUAAGAGGAUGCAGGAAACAAUUACUCACACAGGAGGAAGCAGCCUGUGGACCAUGAGGAAUCAUCUGGCACGCUAUUAUUCCAAUAAAAUAUUCCCUUUAAUCAUCA